Molecule: messenger RNA, 4738 nt
Organism: Helicoverpa zea (corn earworm)
Lineage: Eukaryota; Metazoa; Arthropoda; Insecta; Lepidoptera; Noctuidae
Gene: Adk2
Product: adenosine kinase-like
Exons: 6
Coding region: 187-1257 (356 amino acids)
Biological process (GO): purine ribonucleoside salvage
Cellular component (GO): cytosol; nucleus
Molecular function (GO): adenosine kinase activity
Source: RefSeq, a predicted model, not a curated record
AGUGUAGUUGGCAUUUGUCAUUUGGUCGCUUGCUGGUGGUCCGUCCGCGAACACAUUUUGUAAAACAGUAUCAACAAAAACAUGCGGUAAUAUCUUUUCGAAAGGAAUUUGCUUGACUGUUGACCACUUUACGGAAAAUCUAAUUGUUCACAUUGUUUUAAUUCUAAAGUGCUAAAAGACUACACAAUGGAGAGUUACAUAAUGGAAUUAUUUAAAGGGGGUGAGCUUCAUGAUAAUAUGAUGCUCGGUGUAGGUAACCCUCUUCUGGACAUCUCCGUGUCUGUUGACAAUGAUUUUCUGAAGAAAUAUGAUCUUAAUCCUAAUGAUGCUGUGAUGGCCGAGAAGAAACACUGGCCUCUGUACAAAGAACUUGUUGAGAAGUUCACCCCGACGUACAUAGCCGGAGGAAGUGUCCAGAACUCGGUUAGGGUCGCUCAAUGGAUUCUGAAGAGGCCCAAAGUGUGCACAUACUUCGGCUGCGUCGGAGACGAUGAAUACGCUCAGAUAUUGAGGAGUAAAGCUGAAGAAGAUGGAGUGAACGUUAUGUACCAGGUAACUGAUAAGAAGCCGACGGGUACUUGUGCGGUGCUCCUAACGGACCAGGGCAAUCACCGGUCCUUGUGCGCGAAUCUCGCCGCCGCCCAGGAGUUCACGCCUGACCAUGUUCAAAAGCCGGAGACCAUGGCCGUCAUUGAGCAGGCGAAACUCAUUUAUGUGUCGGGUUUCUUCCUGGCCGUGUCUCCCGAGACGGUGAUGAUCUUAGCGAAGAAAGCGCACGAGGACGGCAAAGUGUUCGCCUUCAACAUCAGCGCGCCCUUCGUGCUCGAGUUCUACAAGAAGCCGCUAGAAGACAUACUGCCCUACGUCGACAUAUUGUUCGGAAACGAUGUGGAAAUGGAAGGCUUCACAAAAUUCUUCGGAAUGGCAACUGGUAAAGUAGAGCUUGCCCUCGAAUUAGCCGCUCUUAACAAAUUGAACCCCAGCAGAGGCCGAGUAGUGGUCAUGACCAGGGGUCCAAAUAACGUGAUCCUAGCACGUGACGGAACUACGGAAGAGGUCCCAGUAACGCCCUUGGCACAGAGCCAAAUUGUAGAUACCAAUGGGGCUGGGGAUGCCUUCACUGGUGGAUUCUUAAGUCAAGUAGUUAGAGGCAAAUCGUUCAAGGAUUGCGUGAAUUGUGGCAUAUACGCGGCUGGAUAUAUUAUACAGCAAUCAGGGUGCUCGUUUCAAGGCCCAAGUGGAUAUUGCGAUUGCUAAUUAGCUUAAAGCACGGUUUAGGGACACAUGAGAAAUGGACUUGUUUUUUGCAGAAUCUGGGUCACUUUUUAAAUUGGGUCUUUAUGAGUAUGACUCAUUUGAUAUUUCACAGAAAUAAGUACAUCGAAUGGCCUCACGAAAUAGUCAUCCAAAACACUAGAUAUUUUGGAAACCAUAUAAAAUGUUGUAAAAAAAAAUUAAAUACAUAAAUAUUCUGGAUUCUCCAUGUGUCCUGUAAACCGUGAAGCCUAAUUCUUCUAUUAGUUUGACACGGCAAUAAUGUACAUAGUGCAGGUAAAUAAUAGUGACGCACAAUAUUGUAUUUAAAUAAAUCUUUAGGGCUAUUGUUAUUUUUUACGCUCAGAUGAUAAAAGUUCUCGAAUAUAAAGGUGUAUGUGGAUUGCAACUUCAAUACAGAACAUCGCUCAAUGGUUGAUAUAGCUAUACUUUUUAGCCAACUUCUAAAAAAGGAGUAGGUUCUAGAUUCGGUUUUGGCUAUUGAGUUUUUCAUGGUGGUAUUGCAUUAAUUCGAUCCGAUGUAUAUUUGAUCGAAAUAAGUUUGAUGAUGAAGACCAUUUCUAUUUCUUAAUUUGCGUAACACUACACAAUGUUCAACGUUAUUGAACAAAUGUUAUCCUUUAAAGUAAUUUGAUCAAAUAUGUACUGAGAAUUAAAAUUGCACACCACAAUACCACCACUUCUUAACUACCUCGUUAAUGGUUGCACAUCCAGAUAUACACCCAGGAAAGUCAGCUGCAAAAGUUUUCAUUAUAGUUUUGUAAUAAAUAUCAAGGUUUAAAUUAAUUUUAAAAGCAGUGUAUCGAAUAAUAGUGUGAACUUUGUUGCUGGCUAUACAUAAAAAAAAAUCAAUAAUAGACUACAAAUAAAGUUUAGUUUAUAAUAGCUGAAUGUGAUCUAUGUUCGAAUCCAGUUUCAGUAAAAUGAUAAGUUUACCAUACUCCAAUCCAGUGGAACUGUGAUAGGUGUGACCAAAUAAGCUUUGUGUUAAUUAAUUUACAUUUUUAACAUUUGUUAAACUUAUUAUGACUGUGAAAUCUAUAAACAUUCUAUACUUAUUUGUGAAAGUUCUGUAUUUGUCAGUUGUAAUAAAGGUACAUAUGCCAGCAGGUCAACCUACCCGAAUCUGUCAAAUUUUACCAACCGAACAUUAACCUUCCAUUAUUGUGAUAAGGUUGAAAAUAUAUUGAACAAGUUUGUCAGAUUGAGCUAGGUUGAUAUCUGUACACAAUGGUACAUACAACUAAUCAGCAUAUCAAUAACAUUUUCGAAUAUAAAACGGGCUUAUUAGUUAAUAGCUGUAUUCUCAAGCAAAAUGUAAUAGUAUUAUAAAUAGAUCUGAUAUCAACAAACUAACCAUGUAAUAGAAUAAAUUUGCAAUGAUAAAAUUAGGUAAAAAUAGUGUGCCUUCACUUUGCUAGAAUUAUCCACUAUAGUUGUAUUAACACCCUUAUUGAGCAAGGCUCUAUGAUUUUGAGGAAAAUUGUGUCUAUGCAGGACUAUUUUUUAACUGGUAAAACUUAUAUUAGUGAACUAUAAAGUCAAAUAGCACCAUUCCUUUUUCACGAUAGUAUCUGGAUCGUCGCAGCAAUACGAACUUUAUAGAAAUAUACACUUGUUUGUGCGAAAAAGUAUGUUUUACAGACCUGGUGAAAUUCAUAUAUUUUUUAAUUUCCAGCUUAUUCAAAUCAUAAAAUUCGUUAUAAAUUGUGUAACAAAAACAACUUACUUUCUAUGAAAAGUUUUUAAUCAUGCCCUCUGGGCAACUUACUAUUCUAUACUUAAUCUAUGAAGAUGUCAACGAUCAGGAACUAUGUAUUUUAUGAAAUUAGUCAACUUAUACAAAUAAAUGAUCUUACAAAAAAAAGAUGCCAACAGCAGUCUUAAAAUAACAAUUUAAAUUUUUUUUUUAGUUUUAAUCUAGGCCUCUGGGCACUUUAAAUUUUGACCAAGAUCCAAAUCAAUGAUAAUUAUAAACUAUGAAGAUGUUACUGAUCAAGAACUACAUAUGUAUUUUAUGGCAUUAGUCAACUUAUACAAAUAAAUGAUCUUACAAAAAAAAGGCUACAGCAGUCUCAAAAUUAAAGCAAUCAAAAAUAUAACUAUACAACGGGCUUUAUCAAGUUUGCUUUGGCCCCACAUUCGAAUUCCAAACAUCCGGAAUACUGUUGUCUCAUGAUAUAGCAGAGACAUACAAAAUUUAAACUUAUAUAUGUCACCGUAAGAUUACAAACAUCGUUGGAUUACAAUCUAUCUCGAGAUAUUGUAAACUGUCGAAUUAUUGUGAACCGUAAUAUCUGAUUACAAUUUAAUGUAUUAUUUUUCGCUAUAUUAUAAUCUAUCAAUGUAAAGCGGUCAAAUUGUCAACUGGCGUAGAACGGAAUGCAUCUUGCGCCCUGAUUGGUAGAACGUAAUGUGCCCCCGCCGCUCCCGCCAUUUUGUUUGUUUAUUUCGUUUGUUGUCGAUUGUGUAAACAACUGUGUUUUCGUGAUUAUAAAUUGAUUUCCUGUUGAAAAUAACUUAUAUCUUUAGAAUUAGUUAUAUAAAAGUAUACGGGAACUCCAUGGGAACAGAACGGCUGGUCGUGAUUGGUCGAUCUUACAAAAAGACUGACCAAUCAGGGAGAGCUUUCGGACAGUUGACAAUUUGACAAUUUCUCAUCGAUAGAUUAUAAUAUAGCGAAAAAUAAUGCGUUAAAUUGCUAUCAGAUGUUACGGUUCACAAUAAUUCGACAGUUUACAAUCUCUCGAGAUAGAUUGUAAUCUAACGAUGUUUGUAAUCUUACAGUGACAUAUAUAAUCUAAAUGGCACAUUCUUAAGAGCUGGCUUUUUUCGGUUUAAAUACACUUAAAUGACUGCAGGCAAUCAUACUACCUGAAGCUUUUAUACAGCUUAGGCAACCAGUACCAAGAUCAUGUUCAAAACUUUUACAUUAUCCUUACAAAUUUUUGUUUGUAUGAUUAAAGUCAAUGUAAUGUUUGAAAAUAAAAACAUAGUCAUGUCAUAGAUUUUAGAUACUUAAACAAAACAAUAAUAAACUCUUAAAUACAAGUUACAAAGAAAUAAAGCAACAUUUUACUGUUUUAUACAAUAGUAAUUUAAAAAUACGUGUUCAACACGUACUUGUUACAAUAAUGUCAAUUUGGGGUUGAAUUUAAAAAGACUAUAGCAUAUCGCACAAUAUGUACGUCCCAGUCCGGGACUUUAUCUUGCUCAUCGCCCAAUAGAGGCAUACACCUGUAUAUCUCUAAAAUGAUGAAAUCCUUCAAGGUAUGCAGUACUUUUGAGAAGCUUCUUGUGAUCCGUGUAGAUAGUCUGUCAUUGAUACAGUUUUGAUGUUUGCAGAUGACGCAUCCAGGUUUUAUUUUUGUUUUAAUACUUGGUGCCCUGUAAGUGUACAUAUAGCAGUUGUGAUGUACUUAUAUUUGUAUUAUUGUUGUCUAAUAAACAUGUUUUGUAUCAA